Messenger RNA from Lates calcarifer (barramundi perch), 1268 nucleotides. It is a transcript of the gene hdhd2, whose product is annotated as haloacid dehalogenase-like hydrolase domain containing 2. The record is from RefSeq and is a predicted model, not a curated record. Gene Ontology annotation, biological process: dephosphorylation. The transcript has 9 exons. NCBI's taxonomy places the organism in Eukaryota, Metazoa, Chordata, Actinopteri, Centropomidae. Gene Ontology annotation, molecular function: phosphatase activity. The coding region runs from base 118 to 897 and encodes 259 amino acids.
UAUGAUCUGCAGGGGGCAGCACCAACCGCCGUGAAAACAAGUUCACUUUAAAGCGAAGAAGAAUAAAACGCCAACAGGAAGCAGGAGGGUGAGCUGCUGCUGAGAGAGGUCUACAGCAUGGCAGGCAGACAAGCUCUGAAGGCCGUGCUCAUUGACUUGAGUGGAACCCUACAUAUAGAAGACACGGCAGUACCUGGGGCGCAGGAAGCCCUCAACAGGUUGCGCCAGGCGUCUGUAGCUGUGAAAUUUGUGACCAAUACAACCAAGGAGAGUAAGAGGAACUUACUUGAACGACUUCAACAUCUCAACUUCAAUGUCCAGGAAAAAGAGAUCUUCACUUCUCUGAGUGCAGCGAGGAGUCUGUUAGAGCAGAAACAACACAGACCUCUGCUGCUGGUGGAGGACAGUGCACUGGAGGACUUCACUGGUAUUGACAAAUCAGAACCAAACGCUGUUGUCAUCGGGCUUGCUCCUGAUCACUUCAACUACCAAACACUCAACAAGGCUUUCAGAAUGAUUCUGGAUGGAGCUCCUCUCAUCGCCAUCCAUAAGGCUCGGUACUAUAAACGUAAGGAUGGCUUAGCCCUCGGUCCUGGGCCCUUUGUGACAGGACUGGAGUACGCCACAGACUGUAAAGCUACUGUGGUGGGAAAGCCAGAAAAGACUUUUUUCACACAGGCUCUGUCUGAUUUAGGAUGUAGCCCCAGUGAAGCUGUCAUGAUAGGAGAUGAUGCACGAGAUGAUGUAGGUGGGGCUCAGAAUGCAGGGAUGUUGGGUAUUCUAGUCAAAACUGGUAAAUACAGAGAAGGAGAUGAAAAUAAAAUCAACCCUCCUCCCCACCUGACAUGUGACAGCUUCCCAGAUGCUGUUGAACACAUCCUGAAAAACCUGCUAUAAGUUACAAGUAACAAUAAAACUCUGUGGUUUCAUUUUCUUAGUCUUUGAUUUGCAAAAGAAAUACUCUAGCCAUCAGUUAUCAGUGUUGUAGAGUUAGAAAUACUAGUGUUACCUGAGGGUAGGCAAGAGUUAUAAAAGGAUUCCUGUCAUCCUAAAUGUGUCCAAAAAUCCUGUAAAUGUAAACUUGUCCUUUUGAGUGUUGGAAUGUGUGCUCUCUUUAGGUCCCAAAUGCAUUUUAGAAGUACCAACCAUCUGUUGCCACAGUAACAAAUGCUUUGUCAUUUUAUCAUUGUGUAUAAAUUUCAGUUUGAAUUAGAAAUAUUACACUGGAAACAACUGUGCAGAAAAACAAUAAAACAUCAGAAUUUGGA